Exophiala xenobiotica is the source of this 1088-nucleotide messenger RNA. RefSeq lists its product as uncharacterized. Lineage: Eukaryota; Fungi; Ascomycota; Eurotiomycetes; Chaetothyriales; Herpotrichiellaceae. The transcript has a single exon. Bases 1 to 1008 code for a protein of 335 amino acids. The record is from RefSeq and is a predicted model, not a curated record.
AUGCGACCCCUUUUUUGGUGCUUACCAUUCCUCCUUGAAGUUAUCUCCCUCACGUCAGCCUCAUGUGUUGAGGGUGAGGGUUGGUUUUGCUACGACGAUGUAGCCUGGUACUAUCAUUUAGGGACCUGUAACUACACCUACGUUCGAGACAACACCACUACUGUGCUGUCACAGGAAGCAAUCCAGUUCUCGCCUUUCAAACCCUACUUCUGGUUUCCGUUCUACGCUCACAACCCGCAAAAUUGCUGGAAUUGGGCAGGAUGCGUGUAUCAGAGGGCUCAAGAAGUGCGCAAACAGCAAUUCGAGGCGACGGGAUUGGUCAUGGGUCUCAUUCCACUGACGCUGAAAGACAUUGCGUGGCCAAAUCGUCGCAUCGUGUUCUUGAGAAAGAGGCUAGAUGUGCCUCGCGAAAUCCUCGUGCGAGCACUGGGACUGGAGCCGAUCGACGUCGGAGAGCCACGAAAAGUCGAUGUCAUGCCAUGGUGGAAGAGCUUCUUCAUCUUCAAAUGGGCCCAAAAAUAUCCUCGAGGCAUAGUAGUGGUCUGCCUGCUCGCUAUGCUUGUGAGUCUUGUCUUCACUGCGCUGACGGAGAUCUACUCGAAACGAUCCGCUCUCGGGUGCCCAUACCCGGUAUUUGUGGUUACAUUCUACUUCGUCGCUCUUCUUCCGUCAACUUUCCACGUCCUUUGCGCAAGAUACAGACUCGCCCAUCCCAAAAAGGAUCGAAAAGAUCUUAGACUCACAGAUCAGAACAGUCCCGUUUCGAGCAUGCUCUCAGCUGUCCAAGGGCAAGAUGAAUGGUGGAUUGUUCAGCUAUUUUGGGCCAUCUACUACGUGGCUGGGACUUUGGUAUACACUUCCAUCAUGGCUGUCACUGUGCCAGAACUGGUGGUCUGGGUGUGUGUCAGCGUGGUACUGACGGCUGCUUGCAAGUUUACGGCCCUGACUAUUUGCUUGUUAUUCGAGAAUGGAACCGGCAUCUCGUCUCAAGGUAUUCAUGCAGCAUGAACAAGACUGAGUCAUCGGCCCCUGAACAACGAUUAUGCACAAGUUUCGUCGAUACCGAGCAUGGACCAUGAAACCUCACU